Messenger RNA from Penicillium maclennaniae, 816 nucleotides. RefSeq names its product putative bZIP transcription factor (Fcr3) (gene rsmA). The transcript is spliced from 5 exons. Gene Ontology annotation, cellular component: RNA polymerase II transcription regulator complex. NCBI's taxonomy places the organism in Eukaryota, Fungi, Ascomycota, Eurotiomycetes, Eurotiales, Aspergillaceae. Gene Ontology annotation, molecular function: DNA-binding transcription activator activity, RNA polymerase II-specific; transcription cis-regulatory region binding. The record is from RefSeq and is a predicted model, not a curated record. Bases 1 to 816 code for a protein of 271 amino acids.
AUGGAUUACUCACACUAUGCCGGUCACCAGUCUCAGCCCUACUCGCUCUACGGGCUGCCCACACCUGACCAACAGCCUCAGUCACAUAAUGACGACGCUCUCCGCGACCCCUUCACCCUGAAUGCAUAUAACAACCAGUACUUCCCUGGGUUCGACCCCUCAUUUCGCCUCGACCCCUCCACCUCGCUCGUACCGCCACCGCAUUCACCGCCAGACUCAUUCACCAAGCACUCAGUGUCGAGCAAUGACGUGAACCAUACCAAAACGGACCCCGCUUCAAUUGAUGGAGAUGAGCCGCAGAGUAAGCGCAAAGCACAAAAUCGGGCUGCACAACGAGCAUUCCGCGAGCGCAAAGAACGCCACGUCCGCGAUCUCGAAGACAAAGUGAACAGCCUCGAGGAAGCAUCAAAAUCCCUACAAGCCGACAACGAGCGCCUAAAACGUGAACUGGCCAAAUACGCAACCGAGAAUGAGAUCCUGCGUGCUACAUCACGGUCUAAUCACAAUCCGCAAGAACCCCCCCGAACCAACCAGGGAACAGCCUCUUCAGGCUCUGGCGUCACCGUCCCCGGGGCCGGCAGCCCACACCGCGUUACUGUUUGCCAAGUCACAGGCGAGAAGCUACUCGACGCUGGCGACACGUGGGAUCUUAUCCAGAGCCACGAGCUGUUCAAGCGUGGCCAGGUCGACAUUGGUGAUGUCUCGGAGCGACUUAAGGGGCUGGCGCAGUGUAAUGGACAGGGCCCUGCUUUCAAGGAGAGUGAAGUUCGGAGGGCUAUUGAAGAGAGUGCCGCGGGCCGUGAUGAGCUGAUCUGA